Aspergillus fijiensis CBS 313.89 is the source of this 714-nucleotide messenger RNA. RefSeq names its product 40S ribosomal protein uS13. The record is from RefSeq and is a predicted model, not a curated record. Gene Ontology annotation, molecular function: structural constituent of ribosome; RNA binding. Gene Ontology annotation, cellular component: cytosol; small ribosomal subunit; ribosome. Bases 50 to 517 code for a protein of 155 amino acids. Gene Ontology annotation, biological process: translation. The transcript is spliced from 3 exons. Lineage: Eukaryota; Fungi; Ascomycota; Eurotiomycetes; Eurotiales; Aspergillaceae.
CCUUUCGCCUGUCGACAAUUCACCGCGGUCCCGCCCCAAAUCGCCCAUCAUGUCGCUUGUGUCCGGCGAGAAGACCAACUUCCAGUACAUUCUGCGUCUCCUCAACACCAAUGUUGACGGUAAGCAGAAGAUCAUGUACGCCUUGACCCAGAUCAAGGGUGUUGGUCGCCGUUACUCCAACUUGGUCUGCAAGAAGGCCGAUGUUGACCUCACCAAGCGCGCCGGUGAGCUCACCACCGAAGAGCUCGAGCGUGUCGUCACCAUCCUCCAGAGCCCCGAGCAGUACAAGAUUCCCGCCUGGUUCCUGAACAGACAGCGCGACAUCACCGACGGCAAGAACUCCCAGGUCGUCUCCAACAACCUCGACAGCAAGAUCCGUGAGGACCUCGAGCGCCUCAAGAAGAUCCGCUCCCACCGCGGUCUCCGUCACUACUGGGGUCUCCGUGUCCGUGGUCAGCACACCAAGACCACCGGUCGCCGUGGUCGCACCGUCGGUGUCAGCAAGAAGAAGAACUAAGCAUUUCCUCACUGGGAGCUUUGUGUUUAUUUUCUUUCUUUUCUUGCGCGGGUCUGGGCUACUUUGGAUCAUGGGAUUAAAAGAGAGUCGGGGGGGCAACUGUGUCUGAGAUGCUGGUGUGAUAAUGAAAAUUACCCCCUUUCGUUGGGAACCAGACAAGGGGUUUUUUGAUCUCGAGUCUCCCGCGAAAAUGAAAA